This is a messenger RNA of Dromaius novaehollandiae (emu), 14662 nucleotides long. RefSeq names its product ATP binding cassette subfamily A member 12 (gene ABCA12). The transcript has 53 exons. Gene Ontology annotation, cellular component: membrane; intracellular membrane-bounded organelle. Bases 2169 to 13997 code for a protein of 3942 amino acids. Lineage: Eukaryota; Metazoa; Chordata; Aves; Casuariiformes; Dromaiidae. Gene Ontology annotation, biological process: transmembrane transport; lipid transport. The record is from RefSeq and is a predicted model, not a curated record. Gene Ontology annotation, molecular function: ATP binding; ATP hydrolysis activity; lipid carrier activity.
GUCAGUGAUGCUUAUCUCAAGGAAGUGUCUUCCCCCGCCCUGGAUCCAGCAGGAUGCCUUGCAUAAUUCCCUCUGUAAAGAUCUUGCAUCUCUCUUGAGAAGAAUGAUGCUCCCUCAGCUCCCCAUCCUGUGCUUGUCUCCUCUCUCACACUCAGGAGUAACAUAGCUUUAGGUCUCCUGAGAAACACAAGCUUUAAAAGCCACUAAACUCUGGUCUUCCCAGCAAGUGGCAGUUAAGCGGGUGCUGGGCAAGUCCGGUCUCAAAUAAACUGUGACAGCUGUUUACCUCGUGUUUUGGAGCUGUUCUAUGCAUCUGCCAUAUGUUUUUGGGCCCCCUGGAGAGACUCUUUCCCUUUAUGAAUGUUCUUCCUGACGAAGACAGGAAAACACUGGGACUGAGGGGAGCCUUUUCUUGCAGAGUAAAGUGAAGUCUAGGAUAAAUCGCUGCCCUGUUUGUCACUGGUGGAUGAGAAUGGCAGUAGAGCAAGUGCAGCUGUUUCCUUCCCAGUUCUUACCUGUUUUGCUUCCCUGUGGUUAUGCGCUCUAUCCUGAACACCAUAACUUUCCAGCUCUUUGAAGCUGCGUUUUGGUAGAGACGCUGAUAAAGUGAGGUCCAUGGUGUGUGUAUUUGGAUUGGGGCGUGAGUCCCUUUCCGUUGUGGGAGUGAAAGUACAGAAGAUCAGAAGGAAGAUGAGAGAAAAAUGCCAGUGUAUGCAAAACGUGAUUUUGCAGGGUUGUAAUCGGUGAUCUCAAAAGGCAGGAGUCUGAGACAUGGCGGGGGGUAUUUACAAAAGGAUGCUUCCGGAUUAAAGUGUGCUAGUCUGAAGUUUCCAUUGUGGGCAGUGGACUAAUUACACUUCAAAACCUUUAGUGUGGCGUAUGGCUCAUUCUUUGGCCCGAGCACCAGAAGGAGUGCCCGUAGGGACAGGAGAGAUCUUUUGCUAUCCCUGUUCCUCCAUGAUUACUGGGAGCUAGCUUGGCCUGUCGUGUAACUCCAGGUGGCCUGGGGGAUGCAGCAACUAUUGGGGGAGCUUCAAACAGCCCAAUGUAGACGGAGCUCCAGGCUUCUCCUCUAGUGGGGCUCAUCCUUUAACUUUUUAGAGUAAUUCUCUGCUGAGGUAAAAAGGAAUCAGAAAGCUGCCCAAAAUGAGUGCCUUUGACCUUUGCAGGUCUCAGCAGCACUGUGUGCCAAGUUAUUACCUUGCCUGAGGUAGUGCGAGCCUCCCACACUAAACUAUCAGAAUUUGCAGUUUCACCCAGAACUCUGCUGCUGGAGCCUCGAACAUCCCCUUUCAUGUCUGGGGACCAACGCUGUUGUGCACACUCUUGGGCUGUGACCACCCAUGUUGAGGAAAGCUCAAGAAAGCCAGGAAAUCUCUCAUUUAAGACUUCCUAACUGACUGACCACCAACCAUAUAUUCCACAUAACACUACUGUUCCCUUUGGGAAUGUCUGACUUUUGACCACUGUUAUAAUUAAUAAAUGUAGUGCAAAUGUAGUACUGUCUCAUUUGGAGGGGUUAGAGGUAAAGCUGUGCCUGGACUAGAGUCGUGGGUCGUCUGGAGACUGAGCAGCAAGGUAAUCAAUUACCCCAAGCCUGCCUGUGGACUUUUUGGAUAUCUGGCUCCUUUCCAUAUUAGAAAUAAUAGCCACAUCCUUUGCCAGGUAAUUUUCCAAAUGAUUAUUUUAAAUAAUAUGUUGCUGUGAUCCGGUGAAAGAACUUCAAGAUUUAUUAGAGUGUUUGUCACUGAGAGGAAAAUCAGUAAGUGAACUCUGUGAGCGGCUGGUAAGCAGCACAGGGCAAGUGGCACAUGAAACACUAAAGUCUAAUUGCUCAAGUCCUCCCUCUGUUUCCAGAAAUGGGAGACAGGGACAUACAUCUCACCCCUUAGUGCUGGCUGCCAGCACCACAGGUCACCAAGCAGAUGGCUCUGGAGCCACUCUGUGAUGGCAGGAGACACAGGGGGAGUGGUGACAGAUUGCUCCUCUCCCUUCCCUGGGCAGAUCUGCAUGAACUUCUCAGCAAAGAAGGUCGUCUGGUUCUGGUUGCAUUGCCCUUCCUGUGGUAAAAGCUGAGACAGAGUCCUGUUUUAAUAGCCUGGCUUGAAACUGAAGCUUGUGGCUUUGCACAGAGGCUGGUCCAACCAAAUCUUGGAGAGCAUGCUUUUAUGGAUGCUUCAGGUUAUCUUGCACCCCGAAACCUUCCUAGUGCAGGCUUCUUCCCGUUCCUGCAAACCGUGCUGUGUGAUUCGGACGCCAGAUGUAAAGGCACACCGUACACGCCAGAAGAUCUGCUGCCAAGACUUAACGACAUCUCAUCUCUCAGACUUAAGCAGAGGAGAUCGACUAAUGUGGGCAAGGACCAACACCCAUCACGAGGGAGUGCAGAGGUUCCUAAAAGUAAGAAUACUUUGCUGGCAUUUGGGGAUUUGUUAUCUCAUGGAGAAAGCACCCUUCGGAAUAUUACAUCACCAUCUAACUUGACUUCCAGCAUCAACAUGUUCAACAGAAUCCUCCAUUUUGGAAAGAGUCAGACGCAAUAUUCAACGGCAGCAAAUCUCAAAGUCAUUCUGUGUGAGGUCUUGUCACGCUAUGCAGCACGUCCUGGCCUCACUGAAGGGAAGAUGGCAGCCAGUAUCCACAGGACGUUCUGCUUUACCAACUUGUCUCUUUUAGAGUCAUUUACCCAAGAGCUCAGAAAUCAGCUCUCUCAGGUGCGACUCAACCCACAAUACCAGGCAGUGUUUGUGAAUGAAAUGGUCUCGUUUCUAUUGCUCAUCUCUCAAGUGCAGAAUGACACCUCUUUGUGGCAUCUUCUUUUGCUGGCCCCAGAUGUGAUUCAGGGCAGCAUGCAGCUGCAAGACACGUUUGAUUACCUUCAGAAUGCAAGCAGUGUUGUGCUGGCAGCUCAAAAUAUCUCUGCAUUGUUUGUGACUGAAGAUAGAUUCAGAACUGUUCAAAAUAGGGUUACAGAUCCUCUGUUUUCCCUGAACUGCUUGGAGCAAGAUAAAGAAAAAAGUUUGGUGACCAGAGAUAUUUGUAAUCUCUUUGUUAACUGGAAAGACAACCAGACUUUAGUAUCUAAUUUGGAGGAAGUUCUGAGAAAAUUAAGGUUACCAGAGAUUGGUGGAAAAGAUUCCAAGAGGUCCAUUAAUUCAGAUGAUUUAGAAGCCAUACAAAAGUCUCUAUAUCAUUUAAAAGGCUUUGAGAAAAAAAUGAAUAGAAUUGAAUUAAAAAGCUUAAAUCUAUUCAGAAAUUUAAAGAAUGAAACAUUACAGAAACUGUAUGCAAUUCUUGAACUGGGAAUGCAUCCACAUCGUGAUUAUAAAUUAAAGGAACCAUAUAAUAAGGAAAUAAUUGAUGAAAUCUAUAACUUCACAUCACUGCAAUUACAGAGCGACUUUAAUGGGACUUCCAUUUUCAAUACAAUGACCCAAUGGAAAGAAAUUCAGAGUGCUUUAAAAUUAGCUGCAAUGAUUUGGAAUCCAGAUUUGUUAAAUAAUUCUAAUUUUAGUACAGAGCAAACUAAGCAUGUUCUCAAAAUGUUACUCUCCACUAACUUGCCACCAUUUCUGGAAGACUUAAGAGACAUUUUAAAUGAAAUGCAAGAAAUACCAUCUUUGUUUUCUGACUAUUUGCUUAAACCAGCGUCCUACAAAAACUUUCCAGACCAGCUCCUAGCUCUCCAGAAGAUGUUUUUUAUAAUGACAAAUACAAACAUAGGGUAUCAGUACUUACUGAUGCCUGUGUUUGAACUGAUGCAGAAAGUACAAAGCUUCACGGGUGAAGCCCAGUGGGAUGAGCUGAAUGUCUACUGGCGCAUUGGGGAAAAACUGAGAUCAAUGAAGUGGAAUAUCACAGGCAUUGUAGCUUAUGGGCAAUUUUUAGAUGUAUUAAACAGCCAUUUACAUAAACUGAAUAAUAAUUCAAAUAGUUUCUUCAGUGAACAAAUGGAUCGACUGUCAGAAUUUGUAACAGCCGUGUUUAAAGAGUUUGGGGAAAACUCUGAAGUAGCCAAUAUCUCAUUGGUCACUCAAACCGUACAAAAGACCUUGAACAUGUUAAAAGACUUACAGCUGCAUUAUAAUAUCAGUAAAUUAAAAUCUAUAGAUCUGUUCUUUAAUUUUGACAAUCAAACCUUUGGCAGCUUGUCUGAACUACUGAGGUCAGGAAUGAAAAUCCUUCAUUAUACAAUUGCAAGUGAAGCUUCCAGUGAAGGAGAAGUUAACUCUAUUUAUAAUUUAACACGUCUUCUACUGCAGGAGUUCAAUGAGUCUGUUUUACAGCACAGUACUUCAUUAGAGGCAAAAAUUUGGGACUUCUUGCGUUUAGCCUUGAGUCCUUUCUUUGGUAAUAAUAACAACAGCAAUUACAAGGCGCCUCAGAACUGCUCUGCUCAAGACGUUCUGCACAUAGCGCUUCAGAUGCUGUUUGAAAAUGCCACUCUAAGCGAGUCCCUAGCCAGGAGCCCCUGCAAGCCCCUCUUUGCUUCCAUGGAUGUGGAGAGUGGAACAACGCACAAUGAAACCUUUACAAAAAUGUUUCAGCUUGCCAUAAUGAACCUGAGGCUGUCUCCGGAGUUUGAUGUUGUCUACAAGAACAGCAGCGAAAUUUUUUCCAAGGAGCUGUCGUGCAUCAUCCAGUCUUUGCAGUUUUCUCUGAGUUUCCUUUCAAAGUUAGACCUUGUCUCUGAGCUCCAUGACUCUUGGAUACAGGAGAAGACGAAAGCUCUGACUGCCCUCAUGGAGGGGCUGCCUUUGAGCAAUGCAUCCUGCCCUAUCCCGGUCCUGCAGGAUGUGGGUGGUGUGCUCCCAUCACAGCUUUUGAACGUCCUCAUUCCUUUCAUGCUAAACGAAACAGGCUUGAAUUCUCUAAAUUUCUCUGGCAGCCCAGCAGACAGGCAUAGGCUGCCUUUGUUUUCCCAUCUGUUACCAACUUUUUCCAUUUGGAACAGUAGUAUAUAUGAACUGCUACAGAUGCAUGGAAAUGCUUCCGACCAGUCUGAAUGGAGACGUUUCUCCCAGCUGUGGAAUGCCACUGGCAAUGUGUUGACCACCAAAUGGAACUUAACAGAAGUGGAUGAAUAUGUGAGACUCCUGGAAAUUAUGAAUAAAGCUCUAAUUCUUGUCGACAUUGGGGUAGCUCCCAGAAAAACAGAAGUAUUUCGGAUCCUUAGUAAUACUAGUGGAGGAAUGAAAUUGUCAGAUCUGAAGGAUUUGUAUAGUUCAUUAAAACUCUUUUUCAAUUUAACUUCUGCUGCAAACAGCACGGUCGACUUAAAAAGAAUAUUUCAAGAAAUUGCCCCACUGUAUGAGAUUGCUGGUGAAAGAUUGUUCUAUCCUCAUCCCUACGGGAAAGAAAACCAAGAUGUUCUAACAAUGGCUGUAGUAAUUUGGAAUCAAAUCAUUUUAAAUAGGACUCAUUUUAAUACAGAGAAAGCAUGGGAGAUUAUCAAAAUGCUAACACUUCAUGCACUGCCACUUGAAGACACAGGGGAUUAUCUCAGCACAAAUGAAGAAGUGUCAUCGUUAUUUUCUGAUUUCUUGUUGACCUCUGUAACAUCUGAAAACUUUGCAGAACAGUUCUUGGUCCUUGAGCAGCUUCUUGCUGCCAUGGCAAAGGUGAACACCAGCGAUUAUUAUGUGCUGAUCUCCUCUUUGUCUAAACUAAUGCAGAGACUCCAGGGUUCCUCUCACGGAAACAAGGGGAGUGAACUUCAUCGUGUCUGGAAGAUUGCUGAAAUGCUCCAGUCCAUGAACUGGGGCAGCAUUGAUAGUCUCAAUUCCCAAUCGUUUCUAGACAUACUGCAAAAUCAGUUUAAAACCAUGAAAAAUGAUUCCAGUCUUCCCUUCAGUAAAGAAAUGAAGCAGCUGAUAAACUUUUUAUCUGCCAUAUUGGAGGUGUAUAGUGAAGAAGACUCCAGAGGAGCCAACAUCUCCAUAUACUCACAAGCCAUAGAAAGGAGUAUAUUCUUUUUAAAAGAUCUGCAGAGAAGUUAUAAUAUCAGCGAGCUCGAAACUAUCAAUCUAUUAUUUAAUUUUUAUAGUAAAUAUACCCAGAGGCUGUUUGAAACGUGGAGAGUAGGAAUGAAAAUCCUUCAUGAUACCAACUUAAACAAAACACUGGAAGAAAAAAUGAGCGUUGUCUAUCAUUUUUCACAUUGGCUACUGCAGAAGGAGUUCAGUGAGUCUGUUUUACAGCACAGUACUUCAUUAGAGGCAAAAAUUUGGGACUUCUUGCAUUUAGCCUUGAGUCCUUUCUUUGGUAAUAAUAACAACAGCAAUUAUAAGGCGCCUCAGAACUGCUCUGCUCAAGACAUUCUGCACGUAGCACUUCAGAUGCUGUUUGAAAAUGCCACUCUAAGCGAGUCCCUAGCCAGGAGCCCCUGCGAGCCCCUCUUUGCUUCCAUGGAUGUGGAGAGUGGAACAACGCACAAUGAAACCUUUACAAAAAUGUUUCAGCUUGCCAUAAUGAACCUGAGGCUGUCUCCGGAGUUUGAUGUUGUCUACAAGAACAGCAGCGAAAUUUUUUCCAAGGAGCUGUCGUGCAUCAUCCAGUCUUUGCAGUUUUCUCUGAGUUUCCUUUCAAAGUUAGACCUUGUCUCUGAGCUCCAUGACUCUUGGAUACAGGAGAAGACGAAAGCUCUGACUGCCCUCAUGGAGGGGCUGCCUUUGAGCAAUGCAUCCUGCCCUAUCCCGGUCCUGCAGGAUGUGGGUGGUGUGCUCCCAUCACAGCUUUUGAACGUCCUCAUUCCUUUCAUGCUAAACGAAACAGGCUUGAAUUCUCUAAAUUUCUCUGGCAGUCCAGCAGACUGGGAUAACUUGUCCACACUCUUCAGUAUGGCGCAAAAUGAGCUCCACCUGAAUGACUUGCUGCAGAGACUCCAGAGUGCCUUCAGCUUCACUGAAUGGAGGUAUUUCUCAAGCGUCUGGGAUGCAGUUGACAGUGUGCUGAACACUAAAUGGAAUGUAACAGAAGUGGCUGCCUAUGUGAGGUUGUUGGAAGCAAAGGCAAACAAUCCUGCCAACAAUGUAUCAGCUCUAGAAAUCAUAGAAGCCAGUCGCUCCAUUCUCAAGAGGCUGAACUCCUCUGAGCUGCUAAAUGAAUUGAAUAUAGGUUCCAGCUCAGCUUCUCUCUCCAGCAGAACUGGUUUUGGCAGUGUGAUCGACAUUGUUGCUCAUCACUUCAUUGUUAGGGCAGAAACCCUGUUCAACAAGACCCUGCCUUGGACUCAAAGUGACCAAAUCCUGUCUCCAACCAGUCUGAUCACACGAUUUCUGUUUUUAGAAUUUGAAAACACCAUCCUACAGGUGACAGUGAAUAGCAGCUACAAUCCUUACCUGAUAUGUUUAAUAAAUGCCACUGAAACUGAAGACAGCGAAUUGACAGAAAACAUCACACUGCUUUUGAAGCAAACUCACCUGAAAAAGGACCUUUUCAUGCAAAAUAAUACUUUUGAGAAAUAUUUAUCCAUACCAGAGCUCCUGAAGCUAAAGAUAUUUCGCCUCCGGGAUCUGACAACACUUCUUUGUGACUACGAGAGUUUUAAGUCAAUACAGCAUAUUUGCCAUCUCCCUAAUGUUACCUUUGGAGAACUGUGUGAACAGAGUCAAUCUCAUGAGCAGCUCCUCCGCACUAUUGAACUAAGCAAUCAAAUUGUGACCAAUGUACUGAAUAGCAGAAGAGUCUCCCAAGAACUUCAAGAUAUUCUAAUUGGGGAUGCCACAAACAUCCAUUCGCAAAUGAAGUGGUUUCAAGAAAAUGUACCAGAAAUUGCUUUCUUUCAAGAGAUUCCUCAAUAUAUGACUACUUUGAAUUCUGUGUUGAACAUCACUGAGAAUUUAAGAGAUACUAGAGAGCAAGAAAAGUUAAGAGAAAUGUUUAAAAAUGUGGACCAGCUCAAAGAGGAUCUCAGAAACACAACAGGAAUGUCCACAGCUAGCAUCGAUGCUCUUCUGGAAGCAUCUGUCCCAGAAAAUAGCACUCAGCUCAUUUCUCAGAUCCUCCAGCUAGAGUCUUGUACUGUCCAUCCUGCUGACCCACAGCUGCAAACAGUAGCAGAGGAGUUCUGCAAUCUCUCUCUUUCAGAGAGGACUCGUAAGAUGUACAUCCUGGGGGUCACUCUCUUACGACACUUAGACGUUUACAAUUUCCUAUACAAGAUGUUUUUCCCCAAGGAACUUCAGAAACCUGUGGACAAGAUGUUAGGCCUUCUGACAGAAAUGAAAUAUUUCAGACACCAGGUUGAAUCUGACGUGCAUCCAUUGCUACAAGCUAUUCAUUCACUCAAAAAGCUCCGGCAAUCUAGAAAUGUGCCUCUGACUAAGACCUUAUUGAAAUCAAAUAACUUUAGGAUAACACAUGGCACAUUUAAGUCCAUGUCAAAAGUUCUCUGCAACCAGGAAAUCACACCCCUAUUUUUUGAGUCUUUGCUUCCUGAUUUUGGAGACCCUGUAAGCAACAGUUCUUCCAUGGAGGAUGCCCGUGUCCAAAAAUUGAUGAGGAAAUAUGGGAUUCCUCACAAAUCCACACCAUUCUGUUUAUCCUUUUACCUGGACUUGGUUAAGACCCCUACUGGAGCUUUAAUUUGGUCUUUCUUAAAACCAAUGGUGCUUGGGAAGAUCCUUUACACACCAGAUACUCCAGAAACUCGAGCAAUCAUGGAGAAGUCUAAUACAACCCUGAAGCAGAUGGCUGACCUAUCCCUGAAGUCCCAGGAAUGGUUGGACAAGUCUCCUGUCAUCAUGAAUUCACUGACUAAGUUAAACCAAACAGUUCCGAUUAUCAAGAACGCCCUACAGAAUCCCUUUGUGCAGGUUUUUAUCAAGUUGAUGGUGGAUUUGGAUGCAGUUGAACUUCUGAGUCAAAUAAACGAGCUGGAUAAUAUUCGACUGGAAUUACAGGACAACGCUGACAUUGUCAAUCAGCUGAAUACUUUAGCUACUCUUGCUGUAAAUGUGUCCUCCUGUGUCUCAUUUAAUCGCAUUCAAGCAGCCAGAAACUUAGAGGAAAUGGAAAUGGUGGCCAAAGAGCUCUUUCUGAAGAAUGAACUUUUUGCAAGUAUCAUUUUCAAGCUGCCUUCAAGUCAUAGCACCCCUCGGUAUGCUGUUCCUGGGGCUCUGGCGCUCCCUCCUGUGCUCAAUUACACCAUCCGAAUGAGUAGCAGGAUUACUCAAACCACCAACAGAAUAAGGGAGCGCAUCUGGACGGUGGGCCCGCACAAUUCAACCUCGCAGAGCCAGAUUUACAGCCGGGCGUUUAUCUAUAUCCAGGACAGCAUUGAAAGAGCCAUUAUUGAAUUACAGACUGGAAAGAGUCCAGAGGAUGUAGCUGUUCAAGUCCAGGCCAUGCCCUACCCCUGCUAUAAUAAGGAUAUGUUCUUAACCAGUGUGACCUACUCUCUUCCAUUUGCUCUGAUGGCUGCCUGGGUACUGUUUAUAGCUGAUUUUGUUAAAACACUUGUUCAAGAGAAAGAUCUGAGGCUUUAUGAGUACAUGAAAAUGAUGGGCGUUAACGCCAGCAGCCAUUUCAUCGCCUGGUUCAUAGAGUGUGCCAUCUUCCUUUUAAUCACUGUCACCUUCCUCAUCAUUGCACUGAAAGUGGGUGACAUCCUUCCGAAAACAAACACAGCACUCCUGUUCCUGUACCUUAUGGACUACAGCCUCUCCGUCAUAGCCAUGAGCUACUUCAUCAGUGUUUUCUUCAACAACACCAACAUAGCGGCCUUGGUGGGCAGUCUCGUAUACAUCCUCACCUUCUUCCCCUUCAUUGUGUUGCUUGUCAUUGAGAAUCAUUUGAGCUUUUCUGUGAAGAGCCUACUGAGCCUGUUGUCUCCAACUGCAUUCAGUUAUGCAAGUCAAUACAUUGCUCGAUAUGAGGCCCAGGGCAUAGGUCUGCAGUGGGACAACAUGUAUAAAUCCCCAAUGAUUGGCGACAACACUUCCUUUGGCUGGAUGUGCUGGCUCAUCCUGAUAGACUCUUUCAUUUACUUCAUUCUGGGAUGGUAUAUAAGGAAUGUUUUCCCAGGGAGAUACGGCAUGGCUGCUCCCUGGUAUUUUCCGUUGCUUCCGUCUUACUGGAUUGAAUACAACGGUUAUAUCCCCUUCUGGAAUGAGAAACUAAGAGCCCUUCUCUUUACCAAGCUGGUGCUAAGGAAAGAAGCCACCCACAACGAUAAGAUAUGUGCGCCGCCUCCUCACCUGGAACCAGAGCCCACUGAUCUCACCUUAGGAGUCUCCCUCCAUGGCAUAACAAAGAUUUAUGGAUCCAGAGCUGCAGUGGAGAACCUCAGCCUGAACUUCUAUGAAGGCAAUAUCACUUCCCUGCUGGGGCACAAUGGAGCUGGGAAAACUACAACCAUAUCUAUUUUGACUGGGCUGUUCCCUACAUCAUCAGGUACUAUCUUUGUCUAUGACAAAGACAUCAAGACUGACCAGGAAGUUAUCAGGAAGAACAUGGGUGUGUGUAUGCAACACAAUGUACUGUUCAAUUACCUCACCACGAAGGAGCACCUGCUGCUCUAUGGGUACAUCAAAGUCCCUCACUGGAGUAAAGAGGAACUCUGCCAAGAAGUGAAGAGGACUUUGAAGGAGACUGGACUGUAUGGCCAUCGUCAUAAACUAACUGGUUCCCUGUCCGGGGGGAUGAAGAGGAAGUUGUCAAUAGCUAUCGCUCUGCUGGGUGGAUCAAGGGUUGUGAUAUUGGACGAACCAACCACGGGGGUGGAUCCAUGCUCUCGGAGGAGUAUUUGGGAAAUUAUCUCCAAGAAUAAAAAAGGCAGAACCAUUAUUCUUUCAACUCAUCACUUGGAUGAAGCAGAAGUUCUGAGUGACCGAAUUGCCUUCCUAGAGCACGGAGGGCUCAAAUGCUGUGGGUCGCCGUUCUAUCUCAAGGAAACAUUUGGUGAUGGAUACCACCUGACUCUCACCAAAAAGAAGAACAUGAUAGAGGAGUGUGACACGGCAGCAGUGACUUCCCUCAUCCAGUCACACCUCCCAGAGGCUUAUCUCAAGGAGGAUAUUGGUGGAGAGCUUGUGUAUGUGCUUCCACCCUUCAAGUCAACAGUCUCUGGGGCCUACCAGGCACUUCUCAGAGCCCUUGAUACCGGUUUGAAUGAUCUCCACCUUGGUUGCUAUGGGAUUUCAAACACAACGGUGGAAGAGGUAUUUCUCAAUCUGACAAAAGAGCUAGGGAAGCACCAGCAAGAAGAUGCUGAAUUGUCCCGACAGCUGCCUGCAUCCAGUGGUCAAACUGGCAGUGAUGAAAUGUCUGUGAGCACGGAUACCUUCACAGAAAGAGACGAUCAGCUGCUGAUUAGAUCGAAAAGCCUGAAGGGUUUGCCAUUGCUGCUCAAGAAGACAUCAGCUAUGUUCAUUAAGAGAUUCCACCACACCCGACGGGAUGUCAGAGGCUUCAUUGCUCAGGUCAUCCUCCCAGUCCUCUUUGUGACGGCUGCGAUGGGACUGGGGACGCUGAGAACUAAGGAGACUGAAUAUCCAGAACUGGUUCUUUCCCCCUCCUUGUAUGGCACAUCUGACCAGGCAGACUUCUUUGGGAAUUUUAAUGAAACCACAGAUGCUCUAGUUGCUUCGAUGCUUUCUUUCCCUGGAACAGAUAUUAUGUGCAUGAAUGAAAGCAACUCACGGUGUUUAACAGAGGACAUGCUUGGCCAGUGGAUUACCAAUGGAAACAAAAGAGCUAAGUAUUCUGCCUGCAACUGCACAGAUGGCAUCCAGACAUGCCCACCGAUGAACUAUUCUCCCCCUCACAGAAGAACCUUCUCCACGCGGACUCUUUAUAACCUCACGGGGCACAACGUGGAGACCUACCUUCUGGCAACAACCAAAGAUUUCCUGCAAAAACGGUAUGGUGGCUGGAGCUUCGGGCUGCCUUUGACAGCAGAUCUCCAGUUUGAUAUCAGGCCUGUGCCCCCAAACAGGACGUUGACUAAGGUGUGGUAUAAUCCAGAAGGCUAUCACAGCCUUCCAGCCUAUCUGAACAGCUUGAACAACUUCAUUCUUCGAGCUAACCUGCCAAAAAAUGUGACUUCCAGAUAUGGUAUUUUCUUAUCAGCUCACCCGUAUCCUGGAGGACAGAGUCAAGAACAAGUAAUGCUGAACAGCUUGCUUGAUAUCAUAGUUUCAAUGUCUGUUCUGGUUGGCUACUCUAUAACAACAGCCAGUUUUGUGCUAUAUGUGGUAAAAGAGCAUCAAACCAAAGCCAAACAACUGCAGCAUAUUUCAGGCAUCGGAAUGACAAGUUAUUGGGUGACCAACUUUGUUUAUGACCUGGUACUUUUUAUGGUCCCUAUUGGACUCUCAAUAGGAGUUAUUUCAGUGUUUCAGAUACCAGCUUUCUGCAACAACAAUAACUCACUGGCUGUAUUUCUUCUGCUCUUACUGUUCGGAUAUGCAACGUUUUCAUGGAUGUACCUGCUGGCUGGGUUCUUCAAAGAGACAGGAAUGGCAUUCAUCGUUUAUGUCUGUGUCAACUUGUGUUUUGGCAUCGAUACCAUCAUUACUCACUCGGUUGUGUUUCUGCUCUCCCAGGAAAAGGCCACAGACCAGGGCUUGCAUGACCUCGCUGAAAACUUGAGGCAUGCGUUCCUUCUGUUCCCGCAAUUUUGCUUUGGCUAUGGCUUGAUUGAACUGUCACAGGAUCAGGCACUGCUGGGCUUCUUAAAAGCCUAUGGAGUGGACUACCCUGACAAAACCUUUGAGCUGGACAAGACCACAUCCAAGCUGCUUGCCAUGUUUAUCCAGGGCACUGUAUUCUUUGCCAUUCGUCUCAUCGUUCAAGAUGGGAUGAUCCAGAAAGUCUGGAGUAACAUAUCAGAAUUCCUGUUUGACAGAGUGCAUGGCAAAGCAUCACUUCUGCCACCUGUGGCCGACGAGGACGAGGAUGUCCGGGCAGAGAGGAACCGGGUGGAGUCCGGCAAAGCAGAUUUUGAUGUGGUGCAGCUCCAGAAUCUCACAAAGAUAUACCACCUCCCUCACAAACGUAUCAUGGCCGUGAAAAACAUCAGCCUCGGGAUUCCUGCUGGAGAGUGCUUUGGCCUGCUUGGCGUGAACGGUGCUGGAAAGACAACCAUCUUUAAGAUGCUGACAGGCGAUAUUGGAGCUUCCAGCGGAAGGUUGCGGGUCCAGGACCAUUCUGGGUCCUUGAAUGACAUUGGUGAGGCACACUGGUCUCUCUUUGGCUACUGUCCCCAAGAAGAUGCCUUGGAUGACCUGCUGACGGUGGAAGAGCACAUGUAUUACUAUGCUAGGCUUCAUGGCAUCCCCGAGAGAGAGAUCAAAGGAGUCGUACUCCAGCUUCUCCACAGGCUGAAUCUGAUGGCCUACAAAGACAGAGUCACUUCUAUGUGCAGUUAUGGCACCAAUAGAAAAUUGUCAACUGCUCUGGCUCUCAUUGGGAAUCCAUCAAUUCUGCUGCUGGAUGAACCAAGCUCUGGAAUGGAUCCAAAUGCUAAACGCCACCUCUGGAAAAUCAUCAGUGAGGAAGUGCAGAACAAAUGCUCGGUUAUACUCACAUCCCACAGCAUGGAAGAAUGUGAAGCCCUCUGCACCAGGCUGGCUAUUAUGGUGAAUGGAAGUUUUCAGUGCAUUGGCUCAUUGCAGCAUAUCAAGAGCAGGUUUGGAAGAGGAUUCACUGUGAAGAUGCACUUAAACAGCAACACAGUUAGCACAGAGACGCUGACACAAUUCAUGAAGUCGCACUUUCCAAAUGCAUGCCUGAAGGAUCGGCAUUUCAACAUGGUGGAGUAUCAUGUACCAGUCUCUGCAGGAGGAGUAGCAAACAUAUUUGAUCUUCUGGAAACCAACAAAACAGCUUUCAAAAUCAGGCACUUCUCAGUGAGUCAAACAACAUUAGAGGAGGUUUUCAUCAACUUUGCUAAAGAUCAAGCAGAUCCUGACAGUGCAGAUGCCAGUCCCGAUGUGGCAUCGGACAGCUGUGACACAAGUAGCCAAGACAGCACCAUAAGCGCCAUCUAUUGAAGGGACCCAACCACAGGGUAUCAAAGGCUGGGGAAUAGACCUGAUGACCCCAGGGAGUUCUUCCUGCCCUGAUUUGGAUGAUUCUAGGAUGGAGGGAACAAAAAGCCACAUUUUCUUAAAAUACUUUUUUUUUUUAAUAUACACGUAUUUUGUUACUGGGAGUAUGGUAGACGGUUAAAACUGGCAUUUGGUUACAAAUCAAACUGAUCUUUCCACAGGUUCUUCCCCCCCGCCCCUCCCAGUUCUUGUUUUAUGAUCACUUUUAUGCCUGUGAGGACUUAGUUGACAUCACCUGCUCUUGCUGCUGGUGGUUAUUUGCUUACAGUAGGAAUGGUCGUGAUGGAGCAGAGGAGCUGUUGGCAGUGCAGGGUGUUAGACACAAAGGCAGCCCCACGGCUGCCCCCUCUGAAAACCCACGCUGCGCUCCUUGCUUGGAAACAGACUUGCUGGCUGACCAUGAGAAAGUUGCUCAGUUUUGACAGUUUCCCAACUAGUAAAAUGGGGUUCAUGGCGCUGCCCUACAUCACAGGGGUGUUGUGAGGAUGUAGGUGUUACGUACUGUGAGUUGCAUAUGCCGUUGGUGGGGGCCACCUUUGGUAAUGAUGUAAAGCUUAUCUGUACAUGUGGGUUAUGUCAGUAUAAAUAUAAUUAUUUUGAAAUCGGUG